AUGCCUGCUGUGCUCCUCCUUGCGAAGAUCAAUGCCUAUGAAGUCGGGCUGAGCAGCAUGAGACAGACGUCUUAUGGCAUUGUUGUCCUGUUCUGUAGAGCCGACUUCGGAAGGUCAGACCCUCCGCGGUUACUUCUCUCACCUCUGUUGCCGAACAUUCACCCGACCUCCAAAGCGUUGCAUCAUGGGCGUACUCAAAAGUGCCCCCAAAUCCAUAUCGAAUCUGUACAGAUUACUGCAAAACUAGACGACUGCGUGACAAUGAAAGGCCCAGGAUAUCUCGCCGUAGCCAUCCAACCAGGCGCCCAAACCGAGGAGAAAGCAUUUCACGAAUGGUACAACACCGAACAUGGACCGCUUCGACUGCGUCUGCCUUUCAUCCUGAACGGCAACAGAUACAAGGCAGACGACGGCGAGCGACCAGAGUGGAGCGCGGUUUACGAUGUAUCCGAUCUCUCCCACUUGGACACCCGCAUCUACACACGUCUGCGCGAAGAACGCUCACAGCGUGAAAAGGCUGUGAUGAGCACGUUCGAAUCGCUGGAUAGGAAAAUCUACAGCCUAGUCUCCGAACGUGGAAGCAAUCCUCGCCCUGCUCCUCACACCAUCGCGGUCACUAUCCGCGUCAAGGAAGCUGACUUGGAGGAUCUCCACAACUGGUACGAGCAGGAGCACACCGACAUGCUGUCCAAAGUUCCCGGCUGGCUUCGCACCAGGAGGUUCAAGUUGGAGGUCGGCGGACUCAGGGGCAUGCCGCCACAGGGAGAGUUUGAAUACUUGGCUGUUCAUGACUACAAAGCGCAGAACGGCCUAGGCGGACCGGAGCAUGAAGCGGCCAAAACCACGCCUUGGACCAAUGAGAUCCGAAAGAAGGUGGAAAUGAGUCGCCGAGAAUGGAAGCAUCAUCUCACCUUCAACACCCUAGAGGAACCUCCUUCAUCUGUGAUGACAACAGAUGGCGCGGAGCUGCACUACCAGCUGGAAGGCAAGCCGCAGGAUCCGGUGAUUGUGUUUGUGAACUCGAUUUUGACGACGCUCCACAUCUGGGACGAUGUUGCAAAGUCGCUGAUGAGCACCGGCAUCAACGGACAGACCUACCGUGUGCUCAGGUACAACUCCCGAGGCUACGCGCAGCAGGAUCCCAAGAGCAACCCAACACGUUUCGACAUGUUAGCAGAUGAUCUCGAAUACUUGCUGCAGAGGCUGAACAUCGAGAAGGCGCAUGCCGUUAUUGGCGUGAGCAUGGGCGGCGUGACGAGUCUCAACUUCGCGAUCAGGCAUCCGGACAUGCUUGAGAAAUUCGUCGCAUGCGACUGCAACGUCGCUUCCAGUCCAGCCAACAACACUGCUUGGGACGAGCGCAUACAGCUGGCAAAGUCGGAAGGGAUGCCAAAGCUUGCGGACGUGACUGUGAAGAGGUGGUUCACCGAGCCGAACCACAACUCUACCAAUGCGAAGAAGACCUUCGACAUGGUGGCGAACGCAAGUCUGGAAGGCUUUUCUCAGAAUGCCGGUGCUUUGUGCAAUUACGAUCUGAAGGACAGCCUGUCGAGUAUCAAAGCACCCGGACUUUUGAUCGCUGGCGAGGGCGACGGAAAAUUGCCCGAGGUCAUGCAGAAAUUCGGCAUCCCGCAAACCAAUUUCAGAUCGAUUCCUGGCGCGGGGCAUCUGCCGAUGCUGGAGAAUCAUGAGGCGUUCACGAAAGCUCUGCAAGAUUUCUUGUGA
Messenger RNA from Saxophila tyrrhenica, 1725 nucleotides. RefSeq lists its product as uncharacterized. The transcript is spliced from 2 exons. The record is from RefSeq and is a predicted model, not a curated record. NCBI's taxonomy places the organism in Eukaryota, Fungi, Ascomycota, Dothideomycetes, Mycosphaerellales, Extremaceae. The coding region runs from base 1 to 1725 and encodes 574 amino acids.